This is a messenger RNA of Amphimedon queenslandica, 503 nucleotides long. Its product is annotated as dynein light chain 2, cytoplasmic. Gene Ontology annotation, cellular component: cytoplasmic dynein complex. The transcript is spliced from 2 exons. The record is from RefSeq and is a predicted model, not a curated record. NCBI's taxonomy places the organism in Eukaryota, Metazoa, Porifera, Demospongiae, Haplosclerida, Niphatidae. Bases 101 to 370 code for a protein of 89 amino acids. Gene Ontology annotation, molecular function: dynein intermediate chain binding. Gene Ontology annotation, biological process: microtubule-based process.
GUAUUUGUUAUUGGGACACACCUCGAUAGCGACAGAUUAACAAACUUUCUGAAACCAUUUUUGCUCCUCACCUUUCUCUUUUAGAGUAGACCAUAGGAAAAUGUCUGACCGAAAAGCAGUUAUAAAAAAUGCAGACAUGUCUGAGGACAUGCAGCAAGAUGCUGUAGAGAUUGCAACUCAAGCCAUGGAGAAAUUUAACAUUGAAAAGGACAUUGCUGCCUAUAUAAAGAAAGAGUUUGACAAGAAGUACAACCCAACCUGGCACUGCAUUGUAGGAAGAAACUUUGGUUCUUAUGUGACACACGAGACGAAAAACUUCAUUUACUUUUAUCUCGGGCAAGUUGCCAUACUUCUAUUCAAGUCUGGAUGAGAGAGGCCAAGAUGACUGCAGCAUACACACAAAUGCACGGACAUUGUACUAACUAUUAUACCAGAAAUGUAGAUGAUUAUUAAUGUUAGAUAUUUUAUUUCAUUAAAAAAAACUUAAUUUUGUCCAAGCUUUA